Lactuca sativa (garden lettuce) is the source of this 1365-nucleotide messenger RNA. RefSeq names its product mitochondrial uncoupling protein 5. Lineage: Eukaryota; Viridiplantae; Streptophyta; Magnoliopsida; Asterales; Asteraceae. The record is from RefSeq and is a predicted model, not a curated record. Gene Ontology annotation, biological process: transmembrane transport.
CACCCAAUUAUGAUAAAAAUCGCCGACGCGUAUUCUUCUUCCUCAUCCGACUUUCUCUCCUAAUUCCAUCAAUAAAUAUCACCCUCCAAACCAAUUCAAUUCACUUCAUUUCCUUCCUUUUCACUGUAAAAUUCAUAAAUUUUAUGUCUCACAGACCCGUGAUUCCUCAUUCUUCCUCCAUAGCCUUUGGGCUCCAUUCCCAUCUCCUUGUUUCCAGUGAUUUGAAUCCUAACUGGUCCUUUUGAUUCUUCCAUUCUUUUUUCCCAAGUUUGAUUUCUAUUCAAAUGGGUGUCAAAGGAUUCGUUGAAGGUGGUAUCGCCUCUAUCAUCGCAGGUUGUUCUACUCAUCCUCUUGAUCUAAUCAAAGUCCGUAUGCAGUUACAGGGCGAAUCCGCCCCUGUUUUCGCUCUCAAUGGCUCUAGUGGUGCAACAAUCACCAUGCCAAGGCCGCCGCCGCCGGCCGGACCCAUAUCGGUGGGUGUGAAGAUAUUCCGGACUGAAGGCGUUGCUGCUUUGUUCUCCGGCGUCUCUGCCACAGUUCUCCGUCAGACGCUCUACUCCACCACCAGAAUGGGUCUGUACGAGAUCUUCAAAGAAAAGUGGUCCGACCCAAACACCGGUAACCUCACGCUAACCAGGAAGAUCGGAUCCGGGUUGUUAGCAGGUGGGAUCGGCGCUGCCGUCGGGAACCCAGCUGAUGUCGCUAUGGUGAGGAUGCAAGCCGACGGGAGGCUCCCGGCUGCUCAACGGAGGAACUACAAAGGUGUUGCAGAUGCGAUCUCGAGGAUGGUGAAGCAGGAGGGUGUAACCAGUCUCUGGAGAGGAUCGUCGCUGACGGUGAACAGAGCGAUGAUCGUGACGGCGUCGCAGCUGGCGUCGUACGAUCAGAUCAAGGAGACCAUAUUAUCAAAGGGGGUGAUGGGAGAUGGGUUGGGGACACAUGUAACGGCGAGCUUUGCAGCAGGGUUUGUGGCGGCUGUGGCAUCGAAUCCGGUGGACGUAAUAAAGACUAGGGUAAUGAACAUGAAGGUGGAGGAAGGGGUUGAGCCACCAUAUAAGGGGGCGGUGGAUUGUGCAGUGAAGACGGUGAGGGCGGAGGGGCCGAUGGCAUUAUACAAAGGAUUCAUACCGACGAUUUCAAGACAGGGUCCGUUUACUGUGGUGCUCUUUGUGACACUAGAGCAAGUGCGUAAAAUUCUCAAGGAUUAUUAAAUGCCGUAGACAAAGAUAUUAAAUUAAAUUAAAUGAUAGAUAGUGAUGAUGAAGGAAAAAAAUACUAGUAAUUUAUGUAUGGAUGAUAAAAUAUUAUUAUAUUUUUCAGUUAUGUUAUUUAUAUUAGUAAAAUAUGGCCGCUGUUAGCAACCAA